Gracilinanus agilis (Agile Gracile Mouse Opossum) is the source of this 2122-nucleotide messenger RNA. It is a transcript of the gene GPT2, whose product is annotated as glutamic--pyruvic transaminase 2. Gene Ontology annotation, molecular function: pyridoxal phosphate binding; L-alanine:2-oxoglutarate transaminase activity. The coding region runs from base 25 to 1614 and encodes 529 amino acids. Lineage: Eukaryota; Metazoa; Chordata; Mammalia; Didelphimorphia; Didelphidae. Gene Ontology annotation, biological process: biosynthetic process. The record is from RefSeq and is a predicted model, not a curated record. The transcript is spliced from 11 exons.
GUGGGGCAGAGGAGCGCCAAAGCCAUGCAGCGGGCAGCGGGGCUGGUGCUGGGGCUGCGUGCCGGCUGCUGCCAGCGCUCCCCCGGCUGGGGCCGGAGCCGGGGCCGGGGAUGGAGCAGCGUGGCCGCCGAGGCCUCGACGGUGCUGAAGCUGCGGCCGGAGAAGAACGGACGCGAGCGGAUUCUGACGCCCGAGUCUAUGAACCCUCUUGUGAAGGCGGUGGAGUAUGCGGUGCGGGGGCCCAUUCUGCUCAAAGCCGGAGAGAUCGAGCUGGAGCUGCAGCGGGGUAUCAAAAAGCCUUUCACUGAAGUCAUAAAAGCCAAUAUUGGUGAUGCCCACGCAAUGGGCCAGCAACCAAUCACUUUCCUUCGGCAGGUGGUGGCUCUGUGCACAUACCCAAACUUGUUGGACAGUCCCAGCUUCCCAGAAGAUGCCAAGAACCGAGCCAGGCGGAUCUUAAAGGCCUGUGGGGGGAACAGCCUAGGGGCUUACAGCGCAAGCCAGGGUGUCAACUGCAUCCGAGAGGACGUGGCCGCCUACAUCGAGAGGAGAGACGGAGGCGUGCCUGCGGACCCAGACAACAUUUACCUGACAACUGGAGCGAGCGAUGGCAUUACUACAAUCCUGAAGAUUCUGGUGUCUGGUGGAGGAAAGUCCCGGACUGGAGUGUUGAUCCCCAUACCCCAGUAUCCCCUGUACUCAGCGGUCAUUUCAGAGUUGGAUGCCAUCCAGGUAAACUAUUACCUGGAUGAAGAAAAUUGCUGGGCUCUGGAUGUAAACGAGCUCCGACGGGCAGUGACUGAAGCCAAGGAGUACUGUAACCCCAAAGUCCUCUGCAUCAUCAACCCUGGGAACCCUACAGGUCAGGUCCAGAGCAGAAAGUGCAUUGAAGAAGUGAUUCACUUUGCUUGGGAAGAGAAACUCUUUCUCUUGGCUGAUGAGGUGUACCAGGACAAUGUAUAUGCCAAGGACUGCCAAUUUCACUCCUUCAAGAAGGUUCUCUAUGAGAUGGGACCAGAGUACUCGAACAACGUGGAGCUUGCCUCCUUCCACUCCACCUCCAAAGGCUACAUGGGCGAGUGUGGCUACCGAGGGGGCUACAUGGAGGUGAUCAACUUACAUCCAGAGAUUAAGGAACAGCUUGUCAAGAUGCUCUCUGUCCGACUCUGCCCCCCAGUGUCUGGACAGGCAGCCAUGGACAUCGUUGUGAACCCCCCUGUGCCUGGAGAAGAAUCUUUUGAGCAGUUCAAUAGGGAGAAGGAAUUUGUCCUGAGCAACCUUGCCCAAAAAGCAAAGCUUACAGAAGAUUUAUUUAACCAGGUGCCAGGAAUUCAUUGUAAUCCAUUACAAGGAGCAAUGUAUGCUUUUCCCAGGAUCUUUAUCCCAACGAAGGCAAUUGAGGCAGCUAAGGCCCAUAAGAUGGCCCCAGACAUGUUUUACUGUAUGAAGCUUCUGGAAGAAACUGGAAUCUGUGUGGUGCCCGGCAGCGGAUUUGGCCAGAAAGAGGGGACUUACCACCUAAGAAUGACCAUCCUUCCUCCUGUGGAGAAGCUGAAGGUUGUCCUGGAGAAGGUGAAGGACUUCCACAUAAAGUUUCUCGAGAAGUAUGCGUGAGGCACGAGACUGCACUGUGCAAGGAACAGAGACCCGGAGGUUCUGUUUCUGCCUGGAGCGUGGCUCAGGAAGCUCGUGGGACCAGAACCGUUCUUCCCCAAGAGCUCCGCCGAACAUCUCGCCUGGGGAACUUUGUGAUGUUCAUCUUUGUUUUUGCUGUAGGAGACUUUUCGUGCCUUGACGAUGAGAAUACUUCUCUUCCAUGUUCUCUUUCCUAUCAAGCUGGGAACUGGUCACAAUGCAGAAAGCCCCGCAGGCCCUGCUAUCCACAGAGCACGCGUGAACUUGAUCGGCAGACGUGGCCAACCAAGUGUCCUCUGGUUUCAUUUUGAAAAUCCUACUUGAGUUUGUAAAACAAAAAGAAAAAAAAAAGUUAUGUUGUUCUACGUGGUUUCAGGUCUAGGGCAAAAAGCAGGUGCCGGAGAAUGUCUUAACUACAGUAAGUAUUGAGUAGCUGAGAUCUGGGGCUAUGCUUGAUGUUAUCUAUAAAAUAAAACACUUAUCCUUA